CCUAACUGGUCGAGAGGCAUAGCUGUUGUCUGGUCGAAUCACCUCCUUUCCUCAGAUUUCCUUGAAUUCUGCUAGAGUCUUCGCUUGUGUGUGAUUACCUGCCUAUUUCUCUUCCUCCUGAAGUGAGAACUCGGAGACCAUGUCUGCAGAAUUCUUUUCAUCUACAAGAGAGGAAGGAAGCCCUGGCUCAGGAGCUAGUUUUAGGUCCAAUCAGAGGAAGAUAUUAAACCUGCUCCUGGAGAGAGAUACUUCCUUUUCCAUCAGUUCAGAUCUCCCUAGAACCCCAGUGGAGAAGAAACUUUUUGGUGAUUCUGCAAACCUAAGCAUUUUGUCUGGAGAAACCCCCAAACGUUGCCUUAAUCUUUCGAAUCUUAGCAGCGGGGAGAUGUCUGCCACUCAGUUUACCACUUCUUCAGAUCUUGAUGAAACUGGUCACUUGGAUUCUACAGGACCUGAGGAAAUACAGUUAGCUGGGAUGAAUUAUCACCAACACCUUGUAAAAUGCAGCCCAGCACAGCUGCUUUUUAGCACUCCGAAUGCUUUGGACCAUGGCCACAGGAAGAAAGAUGCAAUAUGUAGCUCAUCCGCAAAUAAAGAGAAUGAAAACAGCACUUCAAAGCCCUUGGAGUGGAGGGUACCCAGGAACCUGAGGUCUCCUCUUUUUCUACUGGACAAUGGAAACUUGGUGGAAAGUGAAAUGAAACAUCUGGACAGUCCUAUUACUACAGUUUCAAAAUUAGAUAAAAAUCCAGAGCUAGGAGAAAACCAGACAGAGGAGAUUUCAGAUGAAUUAAUGGAGUUUUCUCUGGAAGAUCAAGAAGAGGCCAAGGCAUCUGUGAACAGGAGCUGCCUGUAUCACUCCUCUUUAUUGCCAGACAGUUUGAACAGUCUAAGACUGAAGCAGAUGGUAAAAUGCAAGGACAACACAAUACCAGAUAAAGUAAAAAAGAAGUAUUGUUCUAGCCACAAAGAGCUCAGGAAGGGCUUAGGUAUAAAGAAAAUGGUCUCCCUCUGUGACAUUAGUAUGACUCAGAUGCUGGAGGAAGAUUCUAACCAGGGGCCUCUGAUUGGUGAUUUCUCCAAGGUUUGUGCACUGCCGACCGUAUCAGGGAGACACCAAGAUCUGAAGUACGUCAACCCAGAAACAGUGGCUGCCUUGCUUUUGGGGAAGUUCCAGGGUCUGUUAGAGAAAUUUUAUAUCAUCGAUUGCCGCUAUCCAUAUGAGUACCUGGGAGGACACAUCCAGGUACCGCUUCUGAGACAAGAGGAUAGGGCUGUGAACCAGUAUCCUGCACUGUACUACCCAGAGCUGUAUAUCCUCAGAGGGGGCUACAGAGACUUCUUUCCAGAAUAUAUGGAGCUGUGCGAACCACAGAGCUACUGCCCUAUGCAUCACCAGGACCAUAAGGCUGAGCUGCUGAGGUGUCGAAACCAGAGCAAAGCAUGGGAAGGGGAGCGGCAGCUGCAGGAACAGAUUGCCUUGCUGGUGAAGGAUGUGAGCCCAUGAUACCAGAUCACCCACUGGCUGCCUAGGACUCACCAAAAGACACUGUAGAAACCCUGAGCAGAAAGAGGCCAUCUUCUAUGCAGCUAAAUCCAAGAUGUUAAAAGAUGUCAGAAAA
Mesoplodon densirostris (Blainville's beaked whale) is the source of this 1622-nucleotide messenger RNA. RefSeq names its product M-phase inducer phosphatase 3-like. The record is from RefSeq and is a predicted model, not a curated record. Gene Ontology annotation, cellular component: nucleus; cytoplasm. NCBI's taxonomy places the organism in Eukaryota, Metazoa, Chordata, Mammalia, Artiodactyla, Ziphiidae. Gene Ontology annotation, molecular function: protein tyrosine phosphatase activity. Gene Ontology annotation, biological process: protein dephosphorylation; G2/M transition of mitotic cell cycle; positive regulation of G2/M transition of mitotic cell cycle.